This is a messenger RNA of Schizophyllum commune H4-8, 2565 nucleotides long. Its product is annotated as NAD(P)-binding protein. The transcript is spliced from 7 exons. Lineage: Eukaryota; Fungi; Basidiomycota; Agaricomycetes; Agaricales; Schizophyllaceae. The coding region runs from base 311 to 2395 and encodes 694 amino acids. The record is from RefSeq and is a predicted model, not a curated record.
CAUCCUCGUCGGCAAAUGUACAAAAGCUAUAUCCUUGCUAUCUGCGCCCUCAUUUGUCUGAACGGCGUCUGUUGCCCUGCCCGAGCCUCUAUCUUUGAUUGUUCGACGAUGCCGGGGUGCGUACGCGUCCCCCCGAGGUCAUACGCGUCGCCUGAGGCCCACACUGCGGCCGUGCGAUGCGCGUAGUCAAGCAUGCAGGGCCACGGCCUUCCGCUUUAUAAUGCGAUGGGUAUGAGAAAGAAGGCAUCACCUCGCCUCUGCAGCAUCCCAACUUCUCCUUUCCUCUCACGUUCUACAAGCAAGCUUCACCAUGGGCAAGUUGCGCCAAUACAUCUGCGAGACGUUCCCCGCCAAACCGGACUGGAGCGCCGACAGCGUUCCCGACCUGACUGGGCGGGUGAUGGCAGUCACUGGGGCGAAUAGCGGCGUCGGGAAGGAGGUCACGAAGGUCCUGCUGCAGCGUAACGCGACGGUGUACAUGCUCUGUCGCAACAAGGAGAGCACGGAGGCGGUCAUCAAGGAAUUCAAGGAGCUGACGGGGAAGGAAGCGCGCUUCAUCCACCUCGACCUCGCCGACCUGAAGUCCGUGAAGGAGUGCGCGGAAGAGUUCUUGAGAACCGAGAAGCAACUCGACGUCCUCUUCGCCAAUGGCGGCAUCAUGAUGACGCCCAUGGACCGCUUCACCGCGCAGGGCUACGACGCCCAGUUCGGUACAAAUGUCCUCGGGCACUACUACCUUGCCAAGCUCCUCCUCCCCCUUCUCCUCUCCACCGCCAAGUCAUCUCCAGACAAGCACGCACGCAUCAUCCACACCUCCUCCAUGAUGCAUUGGGAGGCCGAUUCGGUGCACUUCGAGACGCUCACGGACACACCGCAGAGGAAGAAGUACUCGAAGGAGUUUUUAUACGGGCAGAGUAAGGUGGGGAACAUCUUGCUGAGCAAUCAGCUGGCGAAGCGCUACGGGGCGGAGGGGCUGGUGUCGGUGGCGCUGCAUCCGGGGCAGCUGAAGACGAACCUGGCGCACGACUUGCCGGGGAUUGCGCAGAAGCUUUGGCAAUAUUCGCCGCACACUUAUCCACCGUCUUACGGCGCCUUGACGCUUUUGCGCGCGGGGACGACACCGGAGGGCCUUGAGUGGAAUGGCAAGUAUGCUACCGUGUGGGCGCGCCUUGGUGUGACCAGUCCUGUUGCUCAAGACGUUCAGCUUCAGGAGAAGGUCUGGGACUGGUGCGAGGAGCAGGUCAAGAAGUUCGAGGGUUCAUCUUCUGAAGAGAACUGGACUGCUCGAAGACCCAACUGGAUAGCCAUGGAAGGUUCAGAAGUCGUCUUCCAGAACAUUCGACGCAUCCCUGCCGAAAUCUGGACGCACAUCUUCUCCUUCGCCUGCACGGACGACGGCCGUACAGGACGAUCUCUCGCUCUCGUCUCGAAGUACAUCCACAACACGUCGGCCCCAGUCAGAUACCAGUCCAUCUCGCUGGUCGGCUAUGACGAAAUCACCGCCUUCCUCGCCUUCCUCGAGGCCAACCCGCACGUCGUCCGGCGGGUGAAGGACCUCUACAUCAGCAGCGCCGACCUGCUGGACACGAAGCGCAACCAGAGCCUCAUGGACUGGAUCCAGCGCGGCAUCGUCAUGGUCCCGCCAGAGAUCAUGGGCAUCACCGUCGGCGCGCCCGGACACCCAGGCAUGGGCGGCACGAUCCUCGACUUCGGCGAGGCGUUCAGCUCGAUCAACGUCGCCGCGGCGCGCGCGCAGCAGUACCGCGAGGACAAGUCGAAGGCGAUGAUGAAGCUCCUCAAGCUCCUCGCGCCCUCGCUCGAGCGCCUCAGCGUGCACUCGGAGCACGGCGAGGUCCCGUUCCCGCUCCCCUACACCUUCCCGCGCCUCGUCGAGCUCGACGUGCACCACGCGCCCAUCCUCCUCCCGCCGCCCGCGGACCUCGCGCUCCCGCCGGAGACGUUCUACCCCGCGCUCGAGCGCCUGCACAUCUCGGGCGUCGCGCACCUCCCGCACGGGUUCUUCGGGCCGAAGGGGAUCCCGAAGAUCGCGCCGCGGCUGACGCACCUGCGCCUGUCGCUCGCGCAGUGCAACCCGUUCACGAUGGGCGCGGACUCGGAGCUGGCGGACGCGCCCGAGCGGCUGCCUGCGACGGUGCAGUGCUUCAUCGUCGAGCCGCCCCCCGCGCCCCCCGCGCCGGCGGGCAUGGACCACCAUCCCAUUUAUCGCACGCAGCUGGAGGCGUGGAGGAAGGCCGCCGAGCAUGACUCGCGCUUCCACGUUCUGGAGCCGCACGUUCCUGCCUCGAAGCACAGACGGGGCGAGAAGGAGUGUCUGCGUCGAGAGGCCGAAUGGCUAGACAGGGGUGCAGCAGGUCUGGGUUGUUGGUUGGACUGACUAUAAGAUUGUUGGUCGCACUGACUAUCAGGACGGACGCUUGCUACCUUACUGUUCCAUACUAAUCAUCGCGCAUGUUUUCACGCUAUCGUGUUGUUGUUUAUCUAUUGACCACUGUACUGUAUACUAGUAGCUCAACUCAGAAUGCAUUUUGUUAUGAUAAAGCGGCC